Molecule: messenger RNA, 1868 nt
Organism: Lecanosticta acicola
Lineage: Eukaryota; Fungi; Ascomycota; Dothideomycetes; Mycosphaerellales; Mycosphaerellaceae
Source: the annotation of a GenBank genome assembly
AUGGAAAAGUCGACCAAGGUAGGCGGCCAUGAGCCGCAUACACCAAACACAAGACCAUCCGUCAAGACUGCUUUCCUCCUGGCACCGCUCCUGGCCUUCCUGGCUUUGUACAACUUCGUCCCGGAUGUGCACGACAAAGUGCAGUCUUUCUUCGCCAUACCGAGUCUGUCGGAUCCGAGAAUCCAGGUGCAAUUGAAGCAAGGAACCUACCUUGGACAGGUCUUGCCGGAAGCGAAUCGUCCUGUUCCCAUUGAGGCUUUCUUGGGCAUUCCGUAUGCUCUGCCGCCGGUUGGAGAGCGUCGCUUUGCAAGGCCAGUCCCAGUACCGGAGAGUAAUGAGACGUUUCAGGCGACAGAGUAUUCGUUGAGGUGAGUGUUGAGCUUUCGGCUUGGAUGUGAAGAAAGCGAGUCUGACGAGCGGAGAGAUGCCCGGGCAAGCAGCUCCUAAGGGCCCCUGGAGCUCCAUGGUUGGAGGCCAGCGAGGAUUGCCUGACGCUGAAUGUAUUCCGUUGGCGAAAUGGCUUCUCUUUCCAGAAGAAGUUGCCCGUGCUGGUCUAUAUCCACGGGGGUGCUUUCAACCGGGGCUUCGCAGCGAUGCACGACACCGCCUCCAUGCUCGCGUGGUCCGAGGAGCCUUUCAUCGCACUGUCUUUCAAUUACCGCAUUGGAGCCCUGGGAUUCCUCAACAGCGAGCUCACGGCCAAGGAAGGAUUGUUGAACGUCGGACUUCACGAUCAGAAACUGGUGCUGGAAUGGGUUCAAGAGAACAUUGGAGCUUUUGGCGGCGAUCCCAACGAUGUGACAAUUGCCGGCCUGAGUGCUGGUGCUCACUCCAUUGGACACCAUAUCAUGGACGUCAACGAGAAGAGAACUCUAUUCCACAAGGCCAUUAUUGAGUCAGGAGGCGCCACGUCCCGUGCUGUGCAUCCGGCCGACUCGAAGCUGCACAAGGCACAGUUCGACAGAUUCGUUGCCGAAGUUGGCUGCGGCAAGGCGCCAGAAUCCGAAAUCCUCGCCUGCCUCCGUGAGGCAUCCUCGGAAGCCGUGACGACGGCACAGACCGCCGUGUUCGAUGAAUACAACCCUUCCGUUCGUUGGGCCUGGCAGCCUGUGCUCGACGACGACAUCAUCUCGCGAAGACCGCUGGACGCAUGGAAGUCUGGAAAAUGGCACAAGGUCCCCGUCCUGACCGGCUUCAACCACAACGAAGGAACCAUGUACGUGCCGAAGAAAUUGCAGAAGAGCGACGAGUUCACCGGCUUCUUCGCCACACUGCUUCCACAACUCACAAAGUCGGACGUCAAGAAGCUUGAUGCGCUCUAUCCCAAUCCGGCCAAAGACGACUCCUCUCCGUAUGUAGACACACGAGACUUGGGCAGUCUCGGCAUCGGCGAGCAGUUCAAGCGAGUCGAGGCCGCGUACGGCCACUACGCCUACGUCUGCCCCGUGAGACAGACAGCCGAAUACGGCACUCAAGACGGCGAGCAGCCCGUCUUCCUGUACCACUGGGCCGUCAACAAGACCCUCCUCGGCGGCGCCAACCACGGCGAUCAGAUCCACUACGAGGCCAUGUCGCCUCUGGCCCGCGCCGUCUCCCCCACACAUGACCAGAUCGCGCGCUGGUUUAACUCGUACCUGACCAGUUUCAUCGUCACCGGGAAUCCGAAUACCCUGCGAGGGCGUGCGGGUUUCGACAGGCCCGCGUGGUCUCCGUAUGCUGUCGACAAGCAGACGAUGAUUUUCGGUGCUGGCAACGACGAAGCUGCCGGCGGUGACCAUGCGGGCAUUGCCGCGGGAUAUCUUCCGGAUGCAUGGGCGCGGGAGGAGUGCGAUUUCUGGUGGCAAAAGUCUGAAGUCCCCGAGGACUAA